Pochonia chlamydosporia 170 is the source of this 1749-nucleotide messenger RNA. Its product is annotated as MFS transporter. The coding region runs from base 1 to 1749 and encodes 582 amino acids. The transcript has 4 exons. The record is from RefSeq and is a predicted model, not a curated record. Gene Ontology annotation, molecular function: transmembrane transporter activity. Gene Ontology annotation, biological process: transmembrane transport. NCBI's taxonomy places the organism in Eukaryota, Fungi, Ascomycota, Sordariomycetes, Hypocreales, Clavicipitaceae.
AUGAACACCCGAAAUAGGUGGUUACGCUGGCCAGCAGAAGCUCCCGGCACAGGCACCGGCGACAGCCACACUCAUCGAACAGCAGACGCUGCCCCAAACAUGAUAGACAUGGAGAAGCUUAGAGCGUACCCUACCGCACCAUCUGCCUAUUAUGGAGAGAAGAGCCAUACCAAAUCAGAGGAGGUGGUAAACUGGAAUUCCUUGCCGCGAAAGGACCAGUUAGCCAUUCUCUUCAUAUCUCGUUUCGUGGAUUUCUUUCAGGUGGCCUCAAUGCAGGCAUAUGUCUUUUUCCAGCUCAAACACUUUAACGAACGGCUGUCAGAUGCAGAAGUAUCUCAGCAAGCUGGGAUACUGCAGGGUUGCUUCACCGGAGCGCAAGUUCUCACUGCAAUCCUUUGGGGCAAGGCAGCCGAUGCAAGGUGGUGCGGCCGCAAGCGAGUACUUCUGAUAGGACUGGCAGGCACUGCGAUAUCAUGCCUGGGUUAUGGAUUCUCGACUUCAUUUUACGAAGCAGCACUCUGGAGAAUAUUUGGAGGUGCUAUCAAUGGCACUGUUGGCAUUAUCCGGACCAUGAUCGCAGAAGUCACGGUAGAGAAGAGAUACCAAUCAAGAGCCUUUUUAAUUUUACCGAUGAGUUUCAACGUCGCAGGUAUCAUUGGUCCAGUCGUUGGAGGCUUGCUGGCAGAUCCAAUCAAGUCCUUUCCUCGGUUGUUUGGCGAAGCUGCCGUGUUCGAAUCACAAUGGAUAUACCAGAAUCCAUACGCCCUACCAAGUAUAAUCAAUGCCAUCCUUCUCGCCAUUUCGACCGUUUUAGUAUAUCUAUUUCUUGAAGAGACUCUGGUGCUCCGAAGGAGAGAUUUCGACUUUGGCCUUCAUCUUGGCCAUAAAAUUAUGGCCGAAAGAUCGCCACAUAGCAGAGAUAAUCCGUAUCGACUUAUUUCGACCGGCAAUGACAUGCCCGGCGUUGUGCAGCCGGCACAGUCACUUCGAACCAAGACGACAGCAAAAAGACUGCCUUUUAGUAGGCUCUGGACUCGGAAUGUCGUAUUCACCUUGAUAACUGGGGCUCUGUAUGAUUUCCACCUCGGGUCGUUCACCAAUAUCUGGACACUGUUCCUUUCAACUCCGAGAUAUCGAUCAAGCAACAGAGAUGUUCAAAAGCGCUCCUUACCACUGCUGUUCACUGGAGGACUGGGCAUGCCAGCAGCAACAGUCGGUAUGGCCACCUCGAUUUUGGGUAUUUUAGGAAUGGCUCUCCAGAUGUUCUGUUACCCACCCAUCCAAGCUCGGCUGGGGACUCUUCGGUCAUUUCGAUGGUUCCUUUUGCUGUUCCCGUUAGCCUACUUUAUUGUUCCCUACAUCUCAAUCCUCCCCUCGUCAACAGAGCCUCCAGCAGCGUCUGGUGGACUGUACAUAUGGGCGGGCAUAAUUCUCGCCCUAUUCCUACACACAUCGGCACGAACAUUUACCCUACCGGCUAGUAUUAUAUUGUUAAACAACUGCAGCCCGCAUCCCAGUGUCUUGGGAACCAUUCAUGGUCUUGGGCAAAGCGUCUCGGCCGGCUUCAGAACCGUGGGACCUGUGGUUGGAGGGCGAUGGUACGGCUUUGGGUUGGACAUUGGAAUGAUUGCCUGGGGCUGGUGGUGGACAGCUGCUGUAUCCAUACUGACAUGUCUUGCAGCCCUGGGGAUGCAUGACGGAAGCGGACACGAAGUUUUCUUGGAUGGAGAAAUUGAUGAGAAAUGCUGA